CUUUCUUUGUUACACGAGCUUUUCACGCCCACGCGACGACGAGGGACGAGGACAAAGACAGCGACGAACGCAGCGCGCUUGCUUGCCAUCCCUCCCACCUCGCGACUUGCAUAUUUUCUUCUUCACUUUCGAUAGUCCCAUCGACCGUUUCAAGCUGAAUUUGGAGCCAUAGCCAUCUCGAGAUUCACCCUCCCUCUGCCUCUCGCCCUGACCUCCUCGACAUUCUCCUACAUGACAUGACAAUCCUCCGAUGUUGAUCGAUCAUUCUUGCGCCCAUGUCUGCGCCGCCGUCCACCCGCGGACAACGCGGUGGCAGCUCGACCAGAGGCGGACGAGGGACUCCGUCUCAAUCGACCCGAGGGCGCGGUAGCACUCGCGGAUCUACCACUGUGAGAGGACGAGGCAGAGGCGCAGGCGCAAAUGUGGGUGCUUCAAAUACCAAUGGCGAAGGGUUACUGCAGCGACUACGUGCGGGAACUGUCAAAAGAGGCGAUGACAAUGGACCGUCUGGGCCAGGGAGAGGACGCGGUGGUGGUGGUACUGGAAAUGCAAUGCCCUCUACCGCCGGCUCUCGAGGACGUGGCCGCGGAUUCGCGAACUUGUCGCAGACAUUCAACACACCCAAAUCCCAAACGUCAAAACCUGGCUCUCGAGCGGCUUCCCCUGCACCUGCCUCCCACCGGGACUUUAUGAAUUUGGCCUAUAACAAAUUUCAAGCGCUCAAGCAAAGCCGAGAAGAGGAAAGGGCCAAAGCAAUUCGCGAUGGCUUUCUCGCCGAUCCGGAGAAGAAGACCAGCCUGGAUAAAGCCAUCACCCCGGUCGGAACCUGCACGGAGAUGUGCCCAGAAUUCGAAAGAGUGGAGCGGAUAGUGCAGAACAUGGUUGACAAGGCAGAGAAGGUGCGCAACGAAGAAACAGGCAAGGACAUUCCCGCAGAAGAUCGCAUGGUCAAACGCUUUCGCCGGUCUGCUGCUGGGUACGACGAGCAACUGCCCUCCGAUAUCCGAACCCCCGAGACUCUGGAACGUACGUUGGACUACCUCCUCGACAAAGUCAUUGGUGGUGGUGAACGAUUGGCAACCGUCCACAAAUUUGUCUGGGAUCGAACGCGAGGAAUCCGCAACGACUUCUCAAUCCAACAAGUCACCAAUGUGCAGGACGUCAAGCUUGCCGUUGACUGUUUCGAGCGAAUAGCAAGAUUCCAUAUACUGUCGUUGCACCAGUUGUCAAACCCUGACAAUCUGCUGGAGGGAGAGAACUUUGACACCUACCAAGAGAGAGAGCAGCUGAACAACACCCUCCUAUCUCUGGUCUACUAUUACGAUGAUCAUCGAGGGCGUAUUGACUUUCCCAACGAAGCAGAGUUUCGCGCUUAUCUCGUGAUCUUUGAAAUCCAGGCUCCCGAAAGACCGGACUUGGAAGACCGCAUGCAAUCAUGGCCUAGGGGUCUUCUCAGAGACAAGAGAGUCCAGACGGCACUGAAGCUGUACAGGGCGGCAGGCAACUCCCUACUCGGCCAGGGGCCUCUUCAACCAUGGGAGCCUUUCGCCGUAGCUCAGGGGAAAACGGGAAGCUUUUGGAACCUUCUCGCCUCUGAUGCGGUGCCCUACAUCAUGGCAUGCCUCGCUGAGAUAUAUUUCGCCGAAGUGCGUUUUGCUGGCUUGGAUGCGCUGUGGCGCUCGUGCAAGAAGGGCCCUCUGGCACAACAAGCAAAGUCGAGGGAUUGGACACUGGGUGAAGUAACAAACUUCCUUGGGUUUGAUUCCGACGACGAGACCAAUGACUUCUGCGCCGCUUUCGAUCUCUACUUCGCCACAGAUGAUAGUGGCGAGGAGUAUCUGGAUGCGACGGCAAAUAGUGCUCAAUCGCUCGACCCAUCCUCGAUACCGCGGCGCCAGGUUUUUUCGCACAGUUACGUGGAGAGGAAGCGGUACCACCGAACACUGACCGCCGUCAUCAACGGGGCAACCGUCGCAGAAGCAAUUCGUCAUGGCUGGGUUGAGUCUGAAGAGGAGGAUGCCCGCCCUAUAGAUGAUACCAGGGAUGAUGAUCAAGGCAUGUUCGUUCCCGAGACGAAAGCAACAUCCACCUCUGCAACUUCCUCGUUCUCAGGGCCUUCACUCAACCCACAAGCUGCCUCCUUUACACCGACAUUCGGCCAAAGCACGGCCUCGUCAAGCUGGACGAAGCCAACGGAGUUUGCUGGAUUUGGUCCGUCCAGUCCAUUCAAUGCUGCUGCCUCUGUCAAGUCGACAGAUGCGUCUCCAUUUGGCAAGCCUCUGAAAACUGGCGGUUUCGGAUCAUUCGAUCCAUCAAAAUCGACCGAUUCGACUGGCACCUUUGCCAAGUCGACUCUUGCUCAGCCUCAGCAAGCUUCGACCUUCGGCUUUGCUGGAUUCACAACAUCAACAACACCAUCUUCCUCAACGUUCGGAUCGCCCGCACUAGCACAGAAAGAAAACAAGCCCUUCAGCUUUGGCGGAUUCACUGCCAAGGUUCCGGAGGAACCUACUCGCUCUCAAGGUAACGAGCCUGUCGCGCCCGCGUCUACGUUCAACUUUGGCAAACAACCCUUCGCCCUUUCGGCGUCCGCGGCCUCAUCGGUAACUCCUCUUGCGGCCGUCUUUGGGGAACCGCCAACACCACAAUCAACUGUUCCUGCCACGUCACAGGCGGGUCAAGUGAACGCCCCAACGACAGCUCCAUCGUCAACACCCUUUCAAUUCGCUUCCCUCACGCCAUCAUCUUCUACUUCUGCAACGUCUGAGCAGGUCACUGGAGGCUCAACUGCCCCAUCAUUUUUCACAUCGAACGAGAAACCUACAACUCAUCCAGAGGCCGCCCAGGCAACGUCGGAGUUGGAGAAGCGCUCGCCAUCGACCACAACUCCAGUGGUUUCGUCUCCAGAACUGGUCCCAAGUCCCUUCUUCAACCCAAGUACCGCUGGCUCUUUCCAGGUCCAACCUGCAUCAACCACUGAACCUGUUUCGAAACCUACUUUAGAAAAGUUUACUUUCUCUCCUGCGACAACUUCGCCCACGACCUCUGGAACUCAGCAACCAGGCUUCCAACUUGAUAAAAUAAAACCCACUUCGAGCCCAGCCUUCGAAGAGCCUCCUCGUCGCAGCACAACUCCUCCACACUCUCCUCGUCAGUCUCUAGCCAAGCCGGUCUUUACCCAAGCAGACCGGAGCAAGCUUGCAGAGAACGUCGCCAGAAUUGCUUUGACACAACAGAGGGGAUUGCUUAACAGCUACCUAGAUUUCACACUACGUGACCUUGUGACAACCGCCUUCAAUCAACAUCGGCUAGAAGCUCGCGAUGCAGCUAUUGCAUCUGUUCGUGAACGUAUCCUUGCGCGCAAGUUUGGAUAUCUCUGGCGAACACGCGCCUGGACCAGUGCCCUGAACCGACGGGCGAAAACCAGACGCCAGCUAUUUGCGGAGACAGUCAGAACUGAACAGGCAAGAAAACAAAGAACAGAGGAGGAACUCGAGGAGAUACUGAGGGCAACAAAGGAAACAAAACGUCUUCAAAGAGAGGUCCAGCAGGCUGUCGGAGCAGGAAAAUCCAUGACUGCCCUGCAAAACGGUGCACAAGUCGGCAACGUUGCUGGAAGAAAGCGCAAAAGCUUCUCUGGUGCAAACCCCACAGCUCAUGGGACACCGUCGGUUUCUGGACAUAAAAGGUCGAAAACGAUGAGUGUUUCUUCAGAUCCCUCAGCCUCUACAACGAGCCAAAGGCCACCCGUCCCUGCUUUCAGGACAUCCACUACCAGGCCGCAUCAACAUGUCUCCAUCUUUUCGCGCACAUCUACACUCAGUCCAUCAGCAUUGGCUCAGAAACUCGAUACUACACGCACCGAUUAUUUCAGGCUUAAAGCUAUGGGUGUCGACCCCGAGACACCGAUCAUCCCCGACACCCAGCAAACGCUAGCUAUUCGAAGACAAAGAGAAGCAGAAGAGAGACAAGCAAGUCUUAAGAGAGCAAACCGGCGCAUGAGAAGCUCUCUUUCCUCUGCCCAAAGCUCCCCUGCGCCAACGCAGCCACCUGCGGUUACUGAUACUCGGACGUCAGAUGCGAAACCAUUACCGCACCAGAUGGCCCCUCUGCCUCCAGUUGAAGAUGAUUUCCUGAUGCAAAUCAGGCAAGCACGUGAAGCAAUGGUAGAAGAGAUCGAAUGGUUCAAACAGCAAUCCGUGUCACUGGAGAAGGAAAUCGAACAAGAAGAAGAGUUCCAAAGAAGCCAAAGCAGUCGUGACCACGGUAGCCCUAGCUCGGCAAGUGGUAUGCUAAGAGUCAACGGUUAUGAAUACCUACCGGGAGCAAACAAACCAGGUUCAAGUCUGUCGCGGACCGAGCGGCGUAUUCGAGAAACUGGUGCCCACGGACUAGCCACGAAGCCUCUGCGAACGAGCUCGCAGUAUGUGCCUGUUGCAAUGUCGAAGAAAAGUGCACGUGAAUACUCCAGAGGGUUAAGUAUCUCGAGUCCGGGGAGGAAACGUGCGCACGAUGAUGUGGACAAAGUGCCUCAUGACAAGAUAACGAACCGGAGCUCCAGCAGUCUACCUGCUUCCAAACGCCCUCGAGCCGCACCUUAUAAGACCAUAGACCCGACCGUGGGCCGUUCGAAGCCAAACCAUAUCGCCAGAACCCAAGGCAACAAUUCUUUCGAUCUGCUCCAGUCGCCCCCAACCGACGACCAAGGCAGAGCAGAUGACGAUAGCGAAGGAGGCGACCAUGAUCAGGACGAGCUGUACGAUGAAGAAGGGGAUCUCUCUGGACAUGAUCCUCUCCAGGAUGCACGCAAUGGGACUUAUGCAUACGAUGAAGAUGAAGAGUUGGAGGAAGAGGAACAAGAAAACAGAUACCACCUUGGACAAGCAAAUGGAGAAGGGGAGCACGAAGACGAGACUGAGGAGGAAGACGAGGACGACGACCUCGAGGACUACGACAAGGAAGAAGACGAAGAGGACGAAGAAGAAGAGGACGAAGAAGAAGAGGACGAAGAAGAGGAAGAAGAAGAAGAAGACGAAGAAGAGGAAGAAGAAGAAGAAGACGACAGGCAAUAUACUUAUUCAGCGUAUCUCCAAGCGCGCCAGGACGAAUAUGACGACGGCGAAACACCCCUGACGAAUCCCCAGCUUAGCCGCGCCGCCAGCAGCGCCCCUGGUGGCAGUGUGGACGAUGCGCUGGUUCUGAGCGACAGUGACUGAGCGGAUCCCGAACAUGUCGGCGUCGUCAAGGUUCGACACAGCAAUCUAUCGGUCGGUAUGUGUGGGAUCCAUAGCUAUGUAGCUAGCUCCCGGUCCCUUCUUCGCGGGCUUUGCAGGGGGGAUUACAUUUGGGAACUUGAGGACGGGAAAGGCAAGGCGGUGGACAAGCCGAGUCGUCAAAAUGCAUUCCAGGACUUCUCUUCUCCUUCUUUGCUCUUCUCUCUUCUCUCCUUGCGAGUGAGUGAGAGUUGCAUAGGAACAAAGCAGAAACGGCAACGGCAACGGCAACGGCAACAAUGGCAACACAAACCUACCCCCAUCGAUCUACGUGGGCGAUUAAAGUUAGAGAUCAACAAUAGUACCUACCAGCUUGGCUCAUCUGUG
Molecule: messenger RNA, 5600 nt
Organism: Cladophialophora immunda
Lineage: Eukaryota; Fungi; Ascomycota; Eurotiomycetes; Chaetothyriales; Herpotrichiellaceae
Exons: 7
Coding region: 276-5216 (1646 amino acids)
Biological process (GO): mRNA export from nucleus
Cellular component (GO): transcription export complex 2; nucleus; cytoplasm
Source: RefSeq, a predicted model, not a curated record